GCAGGAUUGGAUGGUGAGAAAAGGAAAGAUUCCUGUGAGAAGAGAGCAGGAUGAGCCGAGGGAUCUGUGCUUGAAGUUGAGUCACUUGGAAAAGAUCUCUUUGAAUGUGGAAGAGAUCUGAGCAGAUGAAAAUACAACCAGGAAAAUGCAACAUGGCAGCAGCAAUGGAAACAGAACAGCUGGGUGUUGAGGUAUUUGAAACAGCAGAGUGUGAGGACAGUAUUGAAUCACAAGAUCGGCCUAAACUGGAGCCAUUUUAUGUUGAACGAUAUUCCUGGAGUCAGCUUAAAAAACUGCUUGCUGAUACCAGAAAAUACCAUGGCUGCAUGACGGCUAAAGCGCCACAUGAUUUCAUGUUCGUGAAAAGGCGCGACCCAGAUGGGCCCCAUUCGGACAGGAUCUACUACCUGGCCAUGUCUGGUGAGAACAGAGAAAAUACACUGUUUUAUUCUGAAAUUCCCAAAACCAUCAACAGAGCAGCAGUCUUGAUGCUGUCUUGGAAGCCUCUUUUGGAUCUUUUUCAGGCAACACUGGACUAUGGAAUGUAUUCUCGAGAAGAAGAACUAUUAAGAGAAAGGAAACGCAUUGGAACGGUGGGAAUUGCAUCGUAUGACUAUCACCAAGGCAGUGGAACGUUCCUGUUUCAAGCUGGUAGUGGAAUUUAUCAUGUGAAAGAUGGAGGGCCCCAAGGAUUUACGCAACAACCUUUACGACCCAAUUUAGUGGAAACUAGUUGUCCCAACAUACGGAUGGAUCCAAAAUUAUGCCCUGCUGAUCCAGACUGGAUUGCUUUUAUACAUAGCAAUGAUAUUUGGAUAUCCAACAUUGUAACCAGAGAAGAAAGGAGGCUCACUUAUGUGCACAAUGAAUUAGCCAACAUGGAAGAGGAUCCCAGAUCAGCUGGAGUUGCUACGUUUGUUCUUCAAGAAGAAUUUGACAGAUAUUCUGGCUAUUGGUGGUGUCCAAAAGCUGAAACAACUCCCAGUGGUGGUAAAAUUCUUAGAAUUUUAUAUGAAGAAAAUGAUGAAUCCGAGGUGGAAAUUAUUCAUGUUACAUCCCCUAUGUUGGAAACAAGGAGGGCAGAUUCAUUCCGUUAUCCUAAAACAGGCACAGCAAAUCCUAAAGUCACUUUUAAGAUGUCAGAAAUAAUGAUUGAUGUUGAAGGAAGGAUUGUAGAUGUCAUAGAUAAGGAACUAAUUCAACCUUUUGAGAUUCUAUUUGAAGGAGUUGAAUAUAUUGCCAGAGCUGGAUGGACUCCAGAGGGAAAAUAUGCUUGGUCCAUCCUACUAGAUCGCUCACAAACUCGCCUACAGAUAGUGUUGGUCUCGCCUGAAUUAUUUAUCCCCGUAGAAGAUGAUGCCAUGGAAAGGCAGAGACUCAUUGAGUCGGUGCCUGACUCUGUGACACCACUCAUUAUCUAUGAGGAAACAACAGACAUCUGGAUAAAUAUCCAUGACAUCUUUCAUGUUUUUCCCCAAAGUCACGAAGAUGAAAUUGAAUUUAUUUUUGCCUCUGAAUGCAAAACAGGUUUCCGUCAUUUAUACAAAAUCACAUCCAUUUUAAAGGAGAGCAGAUAUAAACGAUCCAGUGGUGGGCUGCCUGCCCCAAGUGAUUUUAAGUGUCCUAUCAAAGAGGAAAUAGCAAUUACCAGUGGUGAAUGGGAGGUUCUUGGCCGGCAUGGAUCUAACAUCCAGGUAGAUGAAGUCAGAAACCUGGUAUAUUUUGAAGGCACUAAAGACUCCCCCUUAGAGCAUCACCUAUACGUGGUCAGUUAUGUAAAUCCUGGAGAGGUGACAAGGCUGACCGAUCGUGGCUAUUCCCAUUCUUGCUGCAUCAGCCAGUAUUGUGACUUCUUUAUAAGUAAGUAUAGUAACCAGAAGAAUCCACACUGUGUGUCCCUCUACAAGCUGUCAAGUCCUGAAGAUGACCCAGCGUGCAAAACAAAGGAAUUUUGGGCCACCAUUUUGGAUUCCGCAGGUCCUCUUCCUGACUAUACCCCUCCUGAAAUUUUCUCUUUUGAAAGUACUACUGGAUUUACAUUAUAUGGGAUGCUGUACAAGCCUCAUAAUCUACAACCUGGAAAGAAAUACCCUACUGUGCUGUUCAUAUAUGGUGGUCCUCAGGUGCAGUUAGUGAAUAAUCGGUUUAAAGGAGUCAAGUAUUUUCGCUUGAAUACCCUAGCCUCUCUGGGUUAUGUGGUUGUGGUGAUAGACAACAGGGGAUCCUGUCACCGAGGGCUUAAAUUUGAAGGCGCCUUUAAAUAUAAAAUGGGUCAAAUAGAAAUUGAUGAUCAGGUGGAAGGACUCCAAUAUCUAGCUUCUCGAUAUGAUUUCAUUGACUUAGAUCGUGUGGGCAUCCAUGGCUGGUCCUAUGGAGGAUACCUCUCCCUCAUGGCAUUAAUGCAGAGGUCAGAUAUCUUCAGGGUUGCUAUUGCUGGGGCCCCAGUCACUCUGUGGAUAUUCUAUGAUACAGGAUACACAGAGCGUUACAUGGGUCACCCUGACCAGAAUGAGCAGGGCUAUUACUUAGGAUCUGUGGCCAUGCAAGCAGAAAAGUUUCCAUCUGAACCAAAUCGUUUACUACUCUUACAUGGGUUCUUGGAUGAGAAUGUCCAUUUUGCACAUACCAGUAUAUUACUGAGUUUUUUAGUGAGGGCUGGGAAACCAUAUGAUUUACAGAUCUAUCCUCAGGAGAGACACAGCAUCAGAGUUCCUGAGUCUGGAGAACAUUAUGAACUGCAUCUUUUGCACUACCUUCAAGAAAACCUUGGAUCACGUAUUGCUGCUCUGAAAGUGAUAUAAUUUUGAUCUGUGUAGAACUCUGGUAUACACUGGCUGUUAACCAAAUGAGAAGGCUUAAUCAGUAGAAGACACAGAAUUGGUCAUCCCAUUUUGAUACCUGCCACAUAACAUCUACUCCUGAAAGUAAAUUUGGUGCCAUGCAGGCAUCUAUAGCUUGUGGAUAGUAAUCUAAUACCUUAUCCAUACAUACACAAAAUUGAAUGAUACCGGUUUCUAAAGGUCCCAGCAAUACUAUGAGAAUUACUGAAAGAAAUGAAACAUUAGCACCUGUAGUUAUGCUACCCUGUUUUCAGUUUUAAUAGCAUUAUAAACCUUAUGGACUUACUUAGUGUAUUUUUACAGUAUACUUCUGAGUUUGUUAAAAUAUGAUUUUAGUGAUUGGUUUGGUUCAAUUCCAGAAUCUCUUGACUAGUUACAGAUCUGAUAGCACUUAAAUGUAAUUGACUAGUUUAUGCUUCAUUGCUUGGGGUGUAUCCAGCAUGUUAUGAACUAAUCACUAUUAAACUUGACUUAACCAAUCAUUAAUGAUUUUUCAAGGAUAACUUAGUGGCCUCCUAAAGACACUUAUUUUGGCUCUGACCAGUUUUUAGCCAAUUUCAACUGUAUCUAGUAUAAAUAAUUAUAAUUUUUAUUUGAUGAUAUGACAGAGUGGGAUUUUCCUUUUACAUAAAGGCAAGUAACUAUAUAUGUAGCAUGGAUUUAAUUAGUCUUAUGAUACUGAUAAUUACAAGCAGAAAAUUUUUUGAUCAAAUUAUUAUAGCUUAAAUAUUUGCAGGCAAGUUUUUUUUUUCCUUUAAGAAAAGGAAAAAGUACAUACUCGUAUUCUUGAGAAAAGUUAGUGUUGCCAGUUUUCAUUUGAUAUUUCCUUAUUAAAAUAUUCCAGAGUUUUAGGGAAGCUGAAGGAAAUCACAGUGGGGAGACUAGGACGUGGGGGAAUGACAGGGAGAAGAGAUGGUGAGAGUCUGCCUAAGAACUAAACAGAAAUAGUUUCAACAGAAAUACCCAUGAAGAAGUUUAAGACAUGAAAUUUAAACAGGUUAUUAAGGAAACCAGAAUUAAGAAAUCGCCCUCUUGCCAGCACAGCUGCAGACUAACAUUAUUCAGGGGAGGAAAUGUUCCUUAGGGUUACUUUUAUAAUUCUAAUUUUUGUGUGUAUGACCUUUUUCCUCUUAAUUUUAGAAACCUUACAAAUUAAACUUCAUCCUUUUAAAUAACUUGGACAUACUUUAGAUAUUGUGAGCCUAAAAUAAAAAGGUUUACAGACAGCCUCUUCCAUAAGCUAAUCCCAGGUAAACCAUGGCUUGCUUUUCUAGUGUUUAAAGCCUGUAAACAGUUUUCUUGAAUGGCCAUGACAUUUCUGUGGUUUAGCCCUAACACUGGACUAUGAGGAGAGCUCAAGGCUUCCAAGUGCUGAUUGGGAUCUGCCCUGUUGGAGUCUUGAGGUGCUAGAUCUGUCACAUUGGCACCAGUGGCAGGGAAGGCAUCUAUGAGUUUGACCCUUUUUAUCACAAGCUUCAUGUUUAAGAAGUUGUUACCAACAAUUUAAUCAACACUUCAAGAAAAGUUGCCCUAUUUGUUUUUCACCACUGCAGAAAGAGUAGAUUUCUCCCAUGGAGAGUACUAGUAGCCUCCACUAGUAAGAUGGUGACUGCAUUGGGGUGGACAUCACUGAGGACCAGGUGGGAGGUGGGGAGCCCAGAAAUGACAGGAGAACCGGUUAGUUCUGUCCUUUGGGAAGGGAUUGAUUUUGCUGUCUGUAUUUAUACUGUAUAAUAGAUACCACACUUUUUCCUUAUUGUCUGUGUAUGUAUUGAUUUUCAUGUUUAUGAUAUUUUCCCAUGCCAAGAUUUGUUUAUAUUUUUUCAAUGUUAAAUUAAAUUGAUUUGGGUAACUUUUCUUCCCCAAGAAAGUAUUUUUCCCCUUGACUUAAGUAUAUAUCUGACUAUUGAGGGUAUUUGUUUUGUUUGGGAGGGGGAUACUAAUUGGCCUCAAAGGAUCUAUCCUUAUAUUAUGUGCAAAGUAGAAAUGGUAUACAGUAGCUUUUAGACAGCUACUCAUUUAAACCCUUACCCAUUAAGACUGUUUCAUCAAAAUGGCAUCUCUUAUUUUGCCAAAACAAACUCAGAAAGCUUCGUGAACUCUUGAUUUCACAGGUGUUUUCCUUUUCUCCUAUCACAAAUGAUGCUUCUGUUGCCACCCAGUCACUUGAAUGCCAUUCCACAGAAAGAUGGCCCAACUGAACUGGCUUUUCACAACCAGUGUGGAAGACAUCAUAGUCAAUUGGAGCAAUCAGUAGAAAUCUCACUAAAACUGUUCAUACCCUAACUAUGGGUAACAACUUAAAAGGCAGAAAUAUGUAAAAGUAGCAACACUUUGGUGAGAGCCCAAAUGCACUAGGUUAAGCAUCACAGUGGGUUUCUGCAGGCUUGGUAAAUGGGUACUUUUGAACAGCCAUCAAGAGGUGUAAUUACUUGAGCAUUAUAGAGCAGUGGGACUCAAAAUUGAAGAUUUGUCUGGGCUGCUUACUUAAAGAAAUGCAGAGACUUGAAUCUUCCUCUGAGAAAUUUGGAUCCCAUUAAUUUGGGUAGAGGCUAGGAAUGUGCAUUUCUAACAAGCUUUCCAGGUAAUUCGAAAGCAAGUCGUCCAUGGACUACUUUAAGAAACUCUCCUAUAGAGAUUGGAGUUGGAUUAAGAAAAUAACAGAUGCUUUUUACACUGGACUAAGUCACAAGAAAGCUGUUCACCUGUGAUAACUGGCCCCUUCUUACUCUGAAAACCGCAGGAGAUAGUGUUUACUUUAUACCUAUACCCUUUGUCUGGAGGUUCAUUUUGGAAUGAAGGUUUUUUGCUCCAUGCCGUUCCUGGCUCUUUUCCAAAGCCUCACAGAAAAGGGCAAAGUCACAAUGCAUGCAUUACCUUUUAAAAGAAUGAGAUAUAGAUAUGGAUACUUACUUUUUUUUUUUUACUACUUGUUUUAUUCCUUACAGAAAGUGUAUCCCACCCCUCUGUGACAGCAUUCUCUUUAGGUAGAAUGAUUCCUGUAAGAUCUCAUUAUUCUAGAAUCAUGCAUUUUGCAAGCUGGAAUAAAUCUUUAAUCUAAUCUAAUCUAAUGUUCUCAUUUGUUAGAACAACCUACACACUAGAAAGAGGAGGAAAUAUACCCAUGACCACACAGCCAGUUAGUACUUAGUUGGUACUAGACUCCAUCCAGAUGUCCUGACUCGUGGCACUUAAAUGACAUAUAGAAAAGGUAAAAUUUUAAAGUAUUUAUUAAUAUAUUCCUAUGAAGCAUUUUAAAGAUAACUUCACAAAAUGGUUAAUUUUUCCAUUCUAAAGUAAGUACUAAGCAUGCUUAUUAAUUAAGCAGUACUUAUAAUUAGUAUAUACCAUCCUAAGUAUAUGAGAAUUGUUGUACCCAACGUGUCUUCCUUGGUGUAGUGGAGAUUUGAGGGUUGGGAUACAAAGCAAAGUGAUUGUGUCUAUGUGAUGCUAGAAAAGACACAUGGCCAUAUGUAAACUAAGACACGGAAGGUGAGUGUCUGUUCCUUGCAGAUAGAAAGGAGCAAGAAAACUCUCGACUCCCACCUUUCCAGCCCUGCCAGCCUCAGCUGUCCAUCUUCUAGCCCAGAGUGUGGAGAUGCGUAAGUGCAAUGGUGCUGGGCUUUAGGUCAUCAUUGUAUAAGCCCUUCACAGAGAAAGAAAAGUAGUGUGUUUGUUUUCAAAUAAUCCAAAUACAAAUUUAUGUUGUAUUCAGCAAAAUUGGAGUUCAGGUCUUUACUUUUAGAACAUAAAGUGCCUGCUGUUUUAAGCAUUGACUUGUAUAAAGAGUUGCAUGUCUCACUCCAAUGAGCUUAUGGGUAUUUUCAUUUUCAGCUACAUGGCUUUUAAUCAUGUAAAGUGAAACAUGAGUUUUGUUGCAUUUUAUUAUAGUUUUUUGUUGCAAUAAAGAUGCUGCUGAAAUUAA
Messenger RNA from Carlito syrichta (Philippine tarsier), 6765 nucleotides. It is a transcript of the gene DPP8, whose product is annotated as dipeptidyl peptidase 8. The coding region runs from base 105 to 2801 and encodes 898 amino acids. Gene Ontology annotation, biological process: proteolysis. The record is from RefSeq and is a predicted model, not a curated record. The transcript is spliced from 20 exons. NCBI's taxonomy places the organism in Eukaryota, Metazoa, Chordata, Mammalia, Primates, Tarsiidae. Gene Ontology annotation, molecular function: serine-type peptidase activity; dipeptidyl-peptidase activity.